AGUGAAAUGAGGCCACAGGCGCUGGUCCACUUCCACUCACACCGCUCGCAGAUUUGAACAAAAACAGCAAACUGUCACUUCAUCACGAACAUAAAGUGUCUCUGAGGACUUUCUGCAUGAAGGAUCUGAUCACUCAGGACAGAACAGACAUGAAGCAUCUCAGUGAGUUUUAGGUUCAAGACCUCUACGCAGAUACAGGAGGUGAAAUCACACGGACUCUAGUCUGCAUGUAGAAGCUUAGAGCGUUUGUUAUUAAAGCAUAUCAUGUAUUUUUACACUGCAAUGUGGGACCUAAUCGACCUUUUACACAGGAGCCUCUCAAGAGCCCAAAGCAGCUUCAUUUACCAAAUUAAAAAUAAAUAAAAGAAUGGGUUUAAGAAGUAUUCUCAUCUCCUCAGGCUUCAAAAAUUCUUUAAGAUAUCCCAGAAGAAAUUAGUAGUUUUUUAAAUUUAAGUUUGAAUUUAACACAACAGAGCAGUGAGAAACAUGAAUCUGAUGGAGUUUAGGAGAUGUUUUCUACCAGCUGGUCCCAUAUAGUGAGGCUCAAGAGCAAUGAAACAACAAGAAAACAAUAAAACUAACAAGAUAGAAAGACUACCAAGGCCCUAACAGCAGAGGUAUAAAAAAUAUAUGUAUAGUUUCAAUUAGAAAAAGGACAUAACUAUAUAAAAGUUUUAGUGUUUAAUAUACUCCCUCAAAUGCUCAAAUACACCGUUUGCCCUGAAAAUCUAAGCUUAAAGGACCUCUGCGUAGGAUUUAAUGUCUUCUAGUAGUGACACUGCACAUUGCAACGAACCACGCCUCAACCCUUUAAACCUGUCGAGAUCACCAUGGUAACCUGUUUUGGUGGCGGUUUAGUUCAGAGUUUGGGAUUUAAAUCAGCUGUAAGAAGUGCCAGCCCUUCACCACUUCUCGUUUACUCUGAGUGAUACAGAUUCUCAGCUAUGGGAACUUAAUAUAUCUGAUAAUCUGUUGAGCUGUGUGUUUGGAAUGUCACUGAAGGAAGCCAUGCAAUGACAGCAGCGCAAACUGAAUGCAGUACGCUGCCAUGGAAAUCUACAUACAUUCAGUUGGUGAUGCAGAAAAUGCAGGCACAGAGGCUCAUUGAACACAGACUAUAAAAUUAUGUCAUAGAGGAUAUUCAAUCAGUGACUUAGAUAUUGCUUUGAUCUGUCCAAAAACUAAAGGGAUUUCCACGUUAAGUACUUGUUGAGUAUCUUCUUUGAAUGUAUGAAUGAUGAGUUGAAUAAAUGACCAGAUCAGAGUUCGCUCAACUCAUUAAAUUAAGUUUAUAAUACCAAAAAACAGCAUAUAAACAGAUUUCUCGUGCAUUAUUAGAAAAAUAAAACUCCUCAGAGACUCUUUUUUUUGUAGUUUGCGAAAAUAGACAUGGUGGAAACGUGUUGUGUGUCUUGAAUACAUGAUAAAUUAAGUUCAUAAAAUUAAAGAAUUUCCUUCGGGAUUGAUGAGGUCUUGUCUAAUUAUUCAAAAUAAAUCUAGCCAUAACAAAGGUUAGUUCUGAAUCCACUCCCUACUCCUGCAGCCUUAUCAUGAAUCUCACUGUAACCGGGAGCAGCCUCAGAUUGUGUUAAAGACAGAAAUGGCUUCAACAGCUGAGACAGUUCUCAUGUUAGGAGAAAAAACUUCUUAAGCUUACAAAAUGAUUCGACCUAAUAUUUUGAGUUUGUUUAACUUGUUUUCUCAAGUUCCGCUCAUUUAUCUCUGAUAGAUUUACACUUUCACAACUCAAUAGAAUAACUUUAAACCAGUUCAUCAACCACAGUGCAGUUAAGUCCCUUCGUCAAUUCAGCAGGGGAACUUCAGUUUGUAAACCUAAAAUGAUUUACGGUGUAGAUCAGCUUCAGGAAGAACUAAACAAGAGAAAGAAGGUGAGACUUUAAUUUGUAAUUGAAGUUGCCAAAGUCUGGGAAGGAUUAAAUGUGAAAUGCAAGCUGCACAUGUUUACUCUGUUGGAUUAAAAUUACUCCUGUACAGCUGAAGUUCACACUAAUUCAGUUAAUGUUCUCUCUAACUCUGUAACAUGAAAGUGAACGCUGAGUUUUCUUGGCUUGCACAGGUGAAAUACACGGAUGUAAAGCAGCAGCAGCAGCAGCAGCUCUGCGCGUCACUUCCCAGGAAGUCCAAAAGUUUUCCAUCUGGCCAGCAGGCUGCGGUGGGAGGAGGCAGUCUGAGGAGUAACUGGGGUCUCUGCCAAGGCGGCACGACACAGUUUGAACUGCAGCAUUUUUGUUUUCUGUGAACUCUCGCAACAAUCUCCCGGUUUCAGGGAGAAAAAACGCUCACGGAGCGAUGCGUAAAACCAGAUUUGCUCGGAAGGUUUUAACCAACUGCUGAGUUUGAGGGAUGUUUCGGAGAUGGCCUGAACUUUUCCUUUCUCCUGCGUCUUCUUCUCCACAGCCUGCAGGUUUAGGAGUAGAAGAAGAGCUCGGAGCGGGGACACACUGGAAUUGAUUUCAGUUUGGACAACUCCUGCUUCAUAUUUUUUUGCGUUUUCCUCUCCGGCCUGGGAGGAGAUGAGCGCUCAGGAUGGGACUGUGCCUCGGUACCGAAGUUACAGAGGAGGAGAAGAAGGCGAGGAUUCACAGUUCCAAGAUAGACCGAGACCUGUACGAAAGCGCAAAGCGGGAGAUGAAUGUGGUUAAGAUUCUCCUGUUAGGUGCAGCAGAAAGCGGAAAAAGCACUUUGGUCAAACAGAUGAAGAUCAUCCACAGUAAUGGCUUCAACAAGCAGGAGCUGAGCAGCUUUAAGCCUGCAGUGCUGGAUAACCUCCUGACCUCCAUGAAGUUCGUCCUGCAUGGAAUGGGAAUCCUCCGCAUCAACUUGGCCAACAGCAGGAACAAGGUCCACGCCCAUUCUGUCCUGUCGUGUGGGCGGUGUUUUGACGAAGAGCAGGUGCUGUUUCCUUUCCUGAGCCAUGCCCUGUCCUGUCUGUGGGCCGACCAGGGGGUGAGGGCCGCGGCCGCCCGGGGAUAUGAGUACGAGCUCAAUGACUCGGCGCUGUAUUUCUUUGAGAACAUGACCCGCAUCACGUCUCCCGACUUCGUGCCCACGGAGACAGACGUCCUGCGAGUACGACUGAGGACGACGGGCGUCAUAGAGACCCAGUUCAAAGUCAACCACCUCAUUUUCAGGAUGUACGAUGUUGGAGGUCAGAGAACCGAACGAAGGAAGUGGAUUGGUUGUUUCGAGGAUGUCAGAGCAGUUCUGUUCGUGGUGUCGCUCAGCGGAUACGACAUGACCCUGGUGGAAGACCCCUCCAUGAAUCGUCUUCAGGAGAGCUUGAAACUCUUCUCCUCCAUCUGCAAUAAUGUCUUCUUCCGCAGCACAUCCAUGAUUUUAUUCAUGAACAAGAUAGACCUUUUUCAAGACAAGAUUUUACACUCUGGACGACAUCUGCGGUUGUAUUUGCCACAGUUUAAAGGUGCAGACUGCGACGUGGAUUCGGCCGCCCGCUUCAUCGCCGCCACCUUCGUCUCGCUCAACGACACUCCCAGCAAACUCAUCUACCACCACUUCACCACGGCGACCGACACCUCCAACAUCCAGGUCGUCUUCCAGGUGGUCAUGGACACGAUAAUCAAGGAGAACCUGGAGGCGGUGUCGCUCCUGUGACCCCAGAGUGGCGGGAAGAGACCUCACUGAACUGCAGAUAUCUCAUUUUAAAAGAGAAAUACUUUUUUAAAAGGCAGUGAAGAUCAUCUCAUCCGAGGAUGUCGCCUGCUGCCUUCUUCCAUUCAGUCCAGGCUGGAAGCUCUGAUGCUCUUUGCUGCUUUUAAUCCUUUACUGCUUUCAAAAACUGUCUCUCAACACAUGAAGGUGAAGGACCACUUGGCCAAUCUUUUGUUUUUGGGUAAAGCCCUGUAAAAUGUUCACUUUAGCAAGCUUGUCUUUAAACCAAUGGGCAUUCAUAUGUUUUGUACUGUACUAUAAAAUCAAACCAUGAACAGUGACGUUGCUUUUUUCUGAAGACUUGAUGCAUAUAUGUUCAUUUGUGCCUUGUGUGGGGGCAAGAACAGAGAGGUGGGUGAGGAUUUACUGUCUGUUCGUUAACUUCCUUGGCUCGCUCAUGCAUACCAUCAUGUGUUUUCCGCUCAUCCAUCACUGUGUCUCCGCUGUGCAGAUGCUGUGCGUCACACCCUCCUAAUGAGGAGCUGAUCACUGUAAAAGCAGCACCGGUUUGUGUUUGCUUGAGCUGAAAUCACCCACACGGCGUGCAUUUUAAUCUGAGCCUUCACCCGCUCUCCAGACGCUCUUCAAUCAGCGAUGAUGCUGAGAAAAACGAAUGUCAGAAAGUGUGUGUUUGGGGAAAAAACAUCCCUGAAGAGACUGACUUGUGUUUAAUUCCCUUCCUUUCACCUGUGAUGGUUAUUGUUGCAGAAUCUGGCACACGUAAGCCCUGUUUGUUUGUUUUUUCCAAGCAGGAUGAUGCCUCCUGUUUGUGAUUUGUGUGGCAUAAACUCUGCUGGGGUUUGUUCUGAGGGCUCCCCUGAGCUACUGGCUUUAUCAGCAGCUACUCUGACUCCAGUGAUAAACAAGAUGUGGAAAUAACUGAUGCAGCCUGAUAUGGAUACUGAAAGAAGGGAGGAAAGCACCCCCAAGUGCCUUACGAUGAAGUGGUUUUACCGUUUUUAUGUCAUUUAAAUGCUUCAUCCGUGUAUGAAAUGUUUCUCCUUCUUUUUCCACCUCAAGAAUUAAGUUUCAUACUGUAUCUCUACUCUUCAAGUGUCGUGUUCUAAAAAAUAUAUAUAUUUUAUGGUUUGUAUUGCAUUGAAAUUGCAAUACAAAAUAAAUAUGAGAUUAAUUUUC
Molecule: messenger RNA, 4827 nt
Organism: Amphiprion ocellaris (clown anemonefish)
Lineage: Eukaryota; Metazoa; Chordata; Actinopteri; Pomacentridae
Gene: gnav1
Product: guanine nucleotide binding protein (G protein) alpha v1
Exons: 9
Coding region: 2548-3633 (361 amino acids)
Biological process (GO): Rho protein signal transduction; adenylate cyclase-modulating G protein-coupled receptor signaling pathway
Cellular component (GO): heterotrimeric G-protein complex
Molecular function (GO): guanyl nucleotide binding; G protein-coupled receptor binding; GTPase activity
Source: RefSeq, a predicted model, not a curated record